AUGGCCAAGUCUAAGAAUCACACCAAUCACAACCAGAACAAGAAGGCUCACCGUAAUGGUAUUAAGAAGCCCAAGACGCACUAUGCUGGCUCUAUGAAGGGUGUCGAUGCUAAGUUUCGACGAAACCAGAAGUAUGCGCGACUAGGCACUCAAAAGGCAUUGGCCGCCAAGAAGGCAGAGGCGGCGGCAUAG
Rhizoctonia solani is the source of this 192-nucleotide messenger RNA. Its product is annotated as ribosomal L29e protein family. The record is from RefSeq and is a predicted model, not a curated record. Gene Ontology annotation, molecular function: structural constituent of ribosome. Lineage: Eukaryota; Fungi; Basidiomycota; Agaricomycetes; Cantharellales; Ceratobasidiaceae. Gene Ontology annotation, biological process: cytoplasmic translation. Gene Ontology annotation, cellular component: cytosolic large ribosomal subunit; ribosome. The transcript is spliced from 5 exons. The coding region runs from base 1 to 192 and encodes 63 amino acids.